Messenger RNA from Durio zibethinus, 1959 nucleotides. The record is from RefSeq and is a predicted model, not a curated record. Lineage: Eukaryota; Viridiplantae; Streptophyta; Magnoliopsida; Malvales; Malvaceae.
CUGGUGCUUUGACGGCAAAAAGUUUAUGGUUUCGCCAUUUAGCUUGUCUUUGUUCCAUCACUUUAUUUAAUGUAUCGGUAAGUCAGUAUUACACGUGCUCCUGGGGACUCUCUCCCUUUCGGUCCUUCCCUCACCCCUCGACCCUCCUUAUUUAAAUGUCAUAUUUUUUUUUUCACUCAAUUACACUCUCUGACACUAUUACCCUUGUUUUGUUGGCAUCUUCGCUUACCAUCUCUUUCCUUUUCUCUCUCUUUUUCUUGGCAGGAAAAAUAAGUGACUUGGGAGAAAAUGCCCGUAUCUUUGAUAUGAAAAGAGAGCACUAACAAUAUCAAGAAAAAGAUUUGUUGCUUGGAGAAUCUCAACAUGAUGGAAGGAAUCAAAGGAGGAGGAAGAGUUGGUGUUGGUGAAUCAGAAGAUAUGGGAGAUGGUAUGCAGUGCAGUGAUCAUCCUUAUAGGAACAACCCUGGUGGGAUCUGUGCAUUUUGUCUUCAGGAAAAGCUAGGGAAGUUGGUUUCUUCUUCUUUUCCUUUACCUAUUCGUGGGUCAUCUUCUUCCUCUUCGUCUCCUUCUUUUAGAUCUGAUACUGGUGUUGUUGCUGCUAGUGUUGGCAAUGGUGUUGUUGGUACUUCUUCUACUUCUUCUGUGUCUGUUCGUCCCACGUCAAACAAAAGUCGGAAUGAUAGUGGCAAUAAUAAUAGUCAUUAUCAAGAAUAUUAUACAAGGCGGGCCAGGAUCCCAUUCCUUUUGGCAAAGAAGAAGAAGAAGAAGAAGAUCCUGGUUGCAUCAUCAGAUCAUCAUCAUGCUGCUGCUGCUGAUAUUGUUUUUAAGAGAAGCAAAUCGACUACAACUCCUAGGAGAGGCCGGUUCUUGGAUGGGUCUGUUGAAGAUGGUGAGGACUUUGGCCCCAGAAAGAGAGGUGGUUUCUGGUCAUUUCUUUAUCUUUCUUCUAAGACCCAUAGUUCCAAAAAACUAGAUAAGAGCUUCUCUAGCAGCACCACUAACAGCAGUAACAAACAAACAACAACAGAAGCUGGAGCAGGAGCAAGAGCAAGAGCUGUAGUCACUGGUUCUGUCGUGAAGCCAAAGGAUAAAUGUUUGGGAUCAUCAUUGUCAAGGAAAGGAGGCAUUGUGGUUGUGGAGGAUGAUGACAGUCCUAAUAGUCAAGCCACUCCCACUGCUGCAUCAUCAUUUGAGCGCAAGGUUUCAAGAUCCAGAUCAGUUGGUUGUGGAAGCAGGAGUUUCUCUGGUGAUUUCUUUGAAAGAAUCUCAACUGGGUUUGGAGAUUGCACUCUCAGAAGAGUGGAAUCACAAAGGGAAGGCAAGACAAAAGUUGCUGCUCCAUCAUCUGCAAUGAAAGAAAGGGUUAAGUGUGGUGGCAUAUUUAGUGGUUUCAUUAUGACCUCCUCCUCAUCAUCCUCAUCCUCCUCCUCAUACUGGGUAUCCUCUUCAGCUGAGGAUCAUGUCAAUGGGAAAUCAACAGCUGGGCCUCUUGUUCAUGGAAGGAGUAAGAGUUGGGGUUGGGCUUUUGCCAGCCCCAUGAGGGCUUUCGGCAAACCUUCUUCUGGUAAGGGAGAUACAAUCAUCAGAGAAUCAAACAACAAGAACACAACUCCCAAUCUGGCAGCAAUUCCUUCCUUGUUAACUGUUAGAAGCUAAAAUGAACUUGUGGGGCUCUUUGACUUCGGUUAAUACACAUUACAUUUGGUUACCUGUUUAUUUUUGUGUCUAUGACCUUUCUUGGACUUUAUUCCAUUAGUAAUGUUACACUCUUUUCUUCCUUUCAUUUUUGGUUUCUAUAUAUCUGCAAAUAAUUCUGUUUUAGAUAGUUGCCUGGUCCUUACCUCUGUUGGGUAAUACCAUUAUCAGAAACUCAGGUGAGUUUUAUCAAAGUGAAACUAGUUCAAGGAAGGAGAAGAUAUAUGUUUGACCAGUAUUAUGAUUAUCUGUUUCACUUUGUGA